AUGGAAAAUAAAGCACUAUUAUUCUCAUCAACAACCGAAAAUAUUAUUAUAGAUGAAAAUAAUAAUUCUGUAGUCUUUAUUUCAACACUCGCUUAUAAUAAUGUUACUAUAGGCGACGAAAGUUUAGGACGAGAAAUAUGUAGCGAAUGUGGAAUGCGAUUUCCCGACUGUUUGGGAUGUCAGUUGUUCACUACUGAUGAAGGGGUUGUAGAGAUGAUCACGCCGCCAAAGAAAAAGUAUAGAGGAGUUAGCUUACGGCCUUCGGGGAAAUGGACGGCUGAGAUCAUGGCUCCAGGGAAAGUGCGGAAAUGGCUCGGGACUUUCGAGACAGAGGAAGAGGCUGCAAGAGCUUAUGACAUUGCCAACGUUCGAUAUAGAGGAAGGAAUGCAAAGACGAAUUUUCAGGUGACGGAUUACCUUAAUUACUGA
Messenger RNA from Erigeron canadensis, 429 nucleotides. RefSeq names its product ethylene-responsive transcription factor ERF113-like. Gene Ontology annotation, molecular function: DNA binding; DNA-binding transcription factor activity. The record is from RefSeq and is a predicted model, not a curated record. Gene Ontology annotation, biological process: regulation of DNA-templated transcription. Lineage: Eukaryota; Viridiplantae; Streptophyta; Magnoliopsida; Asterales; Asteraceae. Bases 1 to 429 code for a protein of 142 amino acids. The transcript has a single exon.